AUGGCGUCCAUGGCGGCGGCGAUCGCGGCGUCCCGCACGGCGUCCCUGGGCGGCAACCGGCCGCUGGACGAGCGGGAGCGCAAGCGCUUCAGCUACUUCUCGUCGCUGAGCCCCAUGGCGCGCAAGAUCAUGGCGGAGAAGGAGCGCAUCCGCCAGCGCUACGGGCCCGACUGGGAGCGCCUGCCGCCCGCGCAGCAGGACGACCUCAUCGACCGCGGCCUGGUGGAGCCCCGCGUCCAGGCCCGCUACGCCGCGCACCGCGGCGCCCCCGCCGCCCCCGCCCCCGCCGCCUGCUACCCCAGCCUCCGCCUCCACACCGGCCAGAAGGUGGUGCGCUUCGGCGACGAGGAUAUAACCUGGCAAGAUGAACACUCGGCUCCUUUCUCCUGGGAAACCACGAGUCAGAUGGAGUUCAGUAUUGCUUCUCUGUCGAUACAAGAACCGGGCGGAGCGUCGUCACAGAACGAACAGAAGCAGCCGGUCAAAAUGGCCCCAGGCCCCCAGAUCCCCAAACCUUCCCAAGGUGGUAAAACAAUAAUCUCCGACGGGUUCAUACCAGCCAGGAAAGAGGACGAGGCCUCCUUCUGGAAGAUAAAUGCUGAGCGCUCCAAGUUUGAAGGGGAACAGUCCGAAUUCUGUUCUCUGACCCCUAGCCAGAUCAAAUCCAUGGAGAAAGGAGAGAAGAGCCUCCAGCCUUAUUACAGGCAAGAAUCCGGUCCAAAGGAGGCAUCUAAAGCAGAGAAGCCUAACGUCAUGAAGCCUGAAAAAUUGAUCGCUCCCUUUCUUGCUACUACGUCUGUGGAAUGGGAGAAACCUCAACCUGCCCUGCCUUCAGUUAGUACCAGUCAAGCCCUUCCCGGACCAAAGGAAAAACCAUCAUCUCCUGGGACAAAAAGUGAAGCAGCUGAUAGCGGUUUCCUUUCAGACUUGCAGACACUUGGUCAGAACAAUGCAAGCAAUGUUAUCUUGAAGACGGGAUUUGAUUUUCUAGACAACUGGUAAAGAAGAGCCAAAUAACUUCAAAUCAGUUUUGUGGGGAGAGAGAAGAAGCCUCUCUCUCCUUCUCUUCUUUGUUUUGUUACAGGCUUUUAUGUGUUCUUUAGAAACCAAUUAUAAUUUUCCAGCUCUUUUAAAUGUUGCCUUUGUAUUAACACUUUUUGUAAAAUCAGAUGGAUAUUUGUAUUUUGAAAUGGUCCAGUGUUAGU
Euleptes europaea (tarantolino) is the source of this 1205-nucleotide messenger RNA. It is a transcript of the gene C7H1orf198, whose product is annotated as chromosome 7 C1orf198 homolog. Lineage: Eukaryota; Metazoa; Chordata; Lepidosauria; Squamata; Sphaerodactylidae. Bases 1 to 1002 code for a protein of 333 amino acids. The transcript is spliced from 4 exons. The record is from RefSeq and is a predicted model, not a curated record.